AUCAUCAAAGUUUUCAUUUUUUAAAAAUUUUUUCCCUGUUUUUGAUGCAUUUUAGUCUGAAACAUAGUGGUCAAAACAGAGUGUUAUGCUUCCAGCUUGUCAUAGCAGUUUGAAAGCCGGUGUUAAGUUGAAAACUAUUGUCUUGAGCAUGCACAGAUUAGUUGGAAGAUUUAAUUAAGCCUUUAUUCCGAUAAAUUUGUCGUGGUUUCCUAAAGCUAGAAGCUUGAAUCUUUUAUUUUUUGAAUUUGGUUUUUGGGGUGUGAUAUGGGAGGGGCGACGUCAUUGUUAGCGGCGAAAUUGGCGUUCUUUCCACCGAACCCACCGUCGUAUACGGUGGAGGCAGCGGGAGAUGCUGGGAAGCUGAUGAUGACAGGGGUGGUAGCGAAGGAGAACGUCGACGUUUUAAGGGUGGGGACCAGGAGGGGAAGUCAGGUAGUGGCGGUGUACAUCAAGAAUCCUGCUGCCGCAUUGACUGUCCUUUACUCGCAUGGAAACGCUGCUGAUCUGGGACAACUGUACGAGCUGUUCGCUGAACUCAGUGCGCAUCUCAGAGUCAACUUGAUGGGUUAUGAUUACUCUGGGUACGGGCAGUCAACUGGAAAGGUAUGGGAUUCGAUUCUUUUCUCAUUUUCCUUGCUUGGUUGUUACUUGGAAGGAAAAUGUGGGCCAAGUGAGCAAAACACUUAUGCUGAUAUAGAAGCUGUAUAUAGAUGCCUUGGAGAGAAAUAUGGGGUAAGGGAGGAAGAUGUAAUCCUAUAUGGGCAAUCAGUUGGGAGUGGACCCACAAUAGAUUUGGCUACUCGAUUGCCAAGAUUAAGGGCUGUGGUUCUUCAUAGUCCAAUCAUGUCUGGACUUAGAGUGAUACAUCCAGUGAAGCGGACUUACUGGUUUGACAUAUAUAAGAAUGUUGAUAAAAUUCCAUGUGUCAACUGUCCAGUUCUGGUUAUCCAUGGAACUGCUGAUGAUGUUGUGGAUUGGUCCCACGGUAAGCAGCUUUGGGAUCUCUGCAAAGAGAAGUAUGAACCAUUGUGGAUUAGAGGUGGGAAUCAUUGUGACUUGGAGCUACAUCCACAGUACAUCAAACAUCUCAGAAAAUUCAUUUCAACAAUUGAGAUAUCACCUUAUCUCAGAAAAACAGCAUUGACCGGUUAGUUAUUUGGUCUUGCUACCAGGUUUUUUUUUUCCCUAAUUGAAUGUGCCCUGCCUGCAUUAAGACACUAAUUUACAACUAAGGUUUUCUUGACCGUUGGAAUUGCUUUCUUGUGGCAGCUUGAUGAAAUCAGUUGGAUUGUACAAAGUUGGUUGUUUCAGGCCUACAGCAUGAUAGGAAAUUAAGGUUGUACUAUUUUGCUGAACUUUAUUAUAUUUGAUUGGUUAUUGGGGUUACUCGGGUGAAAUUAUGCAUCUCAAUCAUUGCCAUUUAAGUUAAUAAAACCCAUUUUCUCUC
This is a messenger RNA of Rubroshorea leprosula, 1447 nucleotides long. Lineage: Eukaryota; Viridiplantae; Streptophyta; Magnoliopsida; Malvales; Dipterocarpaceae. The record is from the annotation of a GenBank genome assembly.